AUGGUCAAUCACUUUUCUCAAUUGAAGGGCUGGAGAUACCGCAAAUUAGGUGAGGAUCUGUGGAAUCAAUCAGCUCCGAAGGCAUGCACUGAAAUUCAUGCGGAUUUGCUCCACAAUAAAGAGAUACCUGAUCCUUUUCUUGACAUGAAUGAGAAAGAGAUUCAAUGGGUUGGAGAGACAGAUUGGGAGUACUACACAGAAUUUGAUGCAGCUAAAGAAUUGGAGAAGUCGGCUCACGUUCAGUUGGAAUUCCAAGGUUUGGACACUUUUGCUACCGUAUAUGUCAAUGAUGUUAAGAUUUUGACUACUGAGAAUAUGUUUGUCUCACACAAAGUUGAUGUGAAAGAUAUUCUUCACUAUGGGAAAAAUAAUAUCAUCAAGAUCUCUUUCAAGAGUGCUUUGAAAGUUGCACGGGAUUUGGAAAAGAUUCAUGGCGCGGGAGUUUGUUGGAACGGAGAAAGCUGCCGGUUGCAAAUUAGAAAAGCUCAAUACACUUUUGGAUGGGAUUGGGGACCAAUAGUCAUGACUUGCGGCCCAUCGAAACCGAUUUUGCUUCACGCUUUUGACAACGCCAUCGAAGAUGUAUUUGUGGAUGUUUGCGUUGAUGAUGAGCUUAAUGCGGACAUUAAUGUGCACAUAUCACUUGUAACUUCGCAGAAGGUGGAAGCCAAGAUCUCUGUGGUUUCACCUGAUGGAGCAAUUGUGAAAGAGCAAGUGAAAUCUGGGAUAGGCUCAGGCACACACUCUGUCCAUGUCUCUAUCGAGAAGCCGAAAUUAUGGUUCCCAUGGACUAUCGGGACACCUAACCUCUACACUUUCAAAGUUGAGAUUGUAGACAGUAAUGGAAUCGAAGACCGUUUUGAAAAGAAGAUAGGUCUUCGUAAGGUUGAACUUGUACAAGAACCCGUGGAAGACGAAAAAGGCACGAGCUUCUAUUUCAAAGUAAAUGGAACUCCAGUGUUUUCUGUUGGAGCCAACUGGAUUCCAGCUCACUCCAUUCCAACCUUGCUUUCAGAAGCAGACUACACCCAAUGGCUUGAAUUAGCAAAGAUGGGAAACCAAAACAUGAUUAGAGUUUGGGCUGGAGGAUUUUACGAAACAGAUGUAUUCUAUGACGAGUGUGACAGAUUAGGAAUCAUGGUUUGGCAAGACUUCAUGUUUGCAUGUGGGCAAUACCCAGCGUAUGACAGUUUUGUUGAAAACGUCAAGCUGGAAGUCCAUCUGCAACUACUCAGAUUGAGGAAUCACGCAUGCUUAACACUUUUUGCUGGGAAUAAUGAGGAUUAUCAGAUCGCUGAACAGUCUUGUCUAGAAUGGGAUCCUCAUGAUCAUUCUGGGGAUUACAGCAAGACUCUGUUUCCUGCCCGAAAAAUCUAUGAGAUUGUUCUACCUAAGCUAAUGAAAGAUUACUUACCAUCAGUUCCAUACCAUCCAGGCUCACCAUGGAGUGGAGAUCUUCCUACAUUUGACCCUACAGUGGGCGAUUUACAUCAAUGGAAUGUCUGGCACGGCAGUCAGGAGAAGUAUCAGGACUGGUACAAGCUUGGAGGUCGCUUCGUAUCUGAGUUUGGGAUGGAAGGACUUCCAUGUAUGCAAACAUUCAAAGACUGUAUCACAGAUGAGAAGCAAAUUUAUCCUCAAAGUGAGUAUGUGGACCAUCAUAAUAAAGCUGAUGGAUUCGAAAGGAGAUUGGCGCUCUAUGUGAUUGAAAAAUAUCAAAAUGUCAUCAUUUGA
Molecule: messenger RNA, 1734 nt
Organism: Clavispora lusitaniae ATCC 42720
Lineage: Eukaryota; Fungi; Ascomycota; Pichiomycetes; Serinales; Metschnikowiaceae
Biological process (GO): glycoprotein catabolic process; carbohydrate metabolic process
Molecular function (GO): beta-mannosidase activity
Source: RefSeq, a predicted model, not a curated record